UUGGCUGUGUUAUUAUUUGCACGUGUAUUUGAUUGCACCAUGAAGGCUCUCUUCGUAAAGACUCUCUUCUUCAUUCUCAACCUCUCCAACCACUCAGGUGUCUGUUCUGCAGAGCCAGUGCUCAGUGUGAGUGGACGUGUAGGUGGAUCAGUAGAGAUCAGAUGCCCCUAUGAUGCUGGAUAUGAGACCUACUCCAAGUACCUCUGCAGAGGAGCCUGUUCCUAUGGGAACAAAGACAAACUUGUUGAAACUGAAGAAGGGAAGAGCGGGGCUGUUAAAGUAAGAUUCUCUCUCCAUGACAACACCACUUCUAGAAUCUUCACCGUCUCCAUCACUGGACUGACUGCAAAGGAUGCUGGGAAGUAUCGGUGUGGAAUUAAGACUGGAUUUGCGUUUAAAGAUAUCUACAUUGAAGUCAACCUAGGCAUCACACCACCUGUCAUCACCGCACCUCUGACCUCAGAGAGUGACAGAGCUACCAGUCCUCCACCAGCUACUCCUCCUCCAACUCCAACUGCCCCUCCUUCAACUCCAACUGCCCCUCCUCUGCCUCCUCAAGUCAAUGUGGGUGUGUUGGCUGGUGAUGUGGUCGGCUACUGUGGGGGCGGUGUGAGCAUCAGGUGUGAGUACGACACACAGUAUGGCCAACGCCCCAAAUACUUCUGCCAGGGCGAGCAGGCAGCCUGCAGGGAGUUGAUCCGAACCAGCACCAAGGGCAAGUGGGUCAGUAAGGACCGUUUCUCGCUGUUCGACAACGGGACGCACUACUUCAUCGUGAGCAUCUCUGAGCUGACGACGUCUGACUCGGGCCGGUAUCAGUGUGGCGUCAGCGUCCUCGAAGGGGAACCGGUCCAGACAGAGGUCAACCUGAAGGUCAAGGACGAAGUGUCCAACUGCGGCAUAACAAUGGUGAAAACCGCCUUCGUCGGAGAGACUCUGAACGUCACCUGUCCUUACCUGGAUGUCCAUGAGCAUGCUGGCAAGUACCUGUGCAAGGCUUUCCAUGGCCAGAGCUGCAACUACAAGGUUUCCGCCCAGGCAGACAGUACCUGGGUACACUCGGAUAAGGUAUCCGUCUUCGAUGACAGCGACAAGACCCCUUAACUCGGGUACAACAGAGUCAUAUGUCUCUGCCUGGACAACAGCAGACCCAGAAACCACAUCAACGCCUCUUUCUGCCUUGAGCACUGCUGAAGACACAACCCCGGACGCUGCCCUACUACUGCUGCCAAGCUUGUUCAGAGAGGACAGUAAUUUCAUUUACUGUAUAGAGGAACCAGUCAGCCCGAACCCAACCAUCGUUUUCCACGGGUCCCUGAAUGCCCUGAAAGCAGAGAACAUCAGCAUCCAUCUGGAUGGAAAAACCAUUGUCAAAGGAAAAUUGUCCAUCCCAGAAUCAAUUGAAUGUCUGUUUUGUGUUUAUUUUCUUUUUAACGUUUCAUACCCCACGCCAAUAAUUAACACCCUCACCUUUAUCUAAAAAUUCUUGCUAAAAUUGCCCAACAAUACAAAGAUUCCCCUCCCUGUCCUCAAAAUGCAUAACCAAUUAAUGUCCUACAAUUAGAUUACUUAGAAACAUGUUUUUUUUGUAAUUGUCUUUUAUUCAAAGGUGUGUGUGCGUUAUUUAUGUCACUAGGAUUAGAUUUAUUUGUUACACCAGCGCCUUGCAGCCUUGCCAUGUUGUACCCAGCCCCCUUGUGUGUGUGUGUG
Messenger RNA from Engraulis encrasicolus (European anchovy), 1710 nucleotides. RefSeq names its product polymeric immunoglobulin receptor-like. The record is from RefSeq and is a predicted model, not a curated record. NCBI's taxonomy places the organism in Eukaryota, Metazoa, Chordata, Actinopteri, Clupeiformes, Engraulidae. The coding region runs from base 40 to 1104 and encodes 354 amino acids. Gene Ontology annotation, molecular function: transmembrane signaling receptor activity. The transcript is spliced from 11 exons. Gene Ontology annotation, cellular component: plasma membrane.